AGAGAGAGAGAGAGAGAGAGAGAUACUAAUCACUGGUAAUUCUUUGGUGGUCUUAGUCUAACCUGUUUUCUAUUUCUGAUCAUACAUCAACAUGAUGCCUGUCCAGAAACAGUUUCAACACUUGAAAAUACCACUAGAAGUUAUAUUAUUAGCAACAAACAACUUUGGUGAAGACCAUCGCAUCGGGGAAGGCGGAUUUGGGAAAGUUUACAAGGCAAAACUUCUUCUUUCAAAUGAGCAUACCACAGUUGCUUUAAAGCGUUUAGAUCGUAUACGUGGACAAGGGGAUACCGAGUUUUGGAAAGAGGUCAUGACACUUUCCCUUUACAAGCAUGAAAACAUUGUCUCCUUGUUAGGGUAUUGUGAUGAGAGUGGCGAAAAGAUCCUUGCAUACGAGUACGCAUCUAAUGGAAGUCUUGAUUCACAUCUCAACAACAAUAAUCUAACAUGGUCUCAACGCCUUAAAAUAUGCAUUGGGGCUGCACGCGGACUAACGCACCUUCAUAGUGAUGUUGGGACUCAACAAAGGGUAUUGCAUCGGGAUGUUAAAAGUUCUAAUAUUCUUUUAGAUGAAAAGUGGAAUGCAAAGAUCACAGACUUUGGUUUAUCCAAAUUUGGUCCAGCUAAUCGGCACUACUCGCAUCUUUACUCCAAUCCUGUAGGCACGUUGGGGUAUUGUGAUCCGUUAUAUGCAGAGACUGGGCUACUGACAAAGGAGUCAGAUGUUUACUCUUUUGGUGUGGUUUUGUUCGAAGUUUUGUGUGGAAGGGUGUGUAUGCCCAACAUACAUGAGCGUCAAUCUUUACUUACCUUGGUACGAGAGAGUUAUAAACAGAAAAAGUUAAAUGAAAUUAUUUAUGGUAACAUAAAGCAUGAAAUAAAUCCUAAUUCGUUGAGGGCGUUUAUAUCAAUUGCUUAUCCAUGUUUGAGUUUAGAGCGUGAAGAACGCCCAUUAAUGGACAUGAUCGUGAGAACACUUAAUACUGCACUCAGCUAUCAAACUUCUUUUGCCCCGGAAGUGAACAUUCAUGGUGAUGCACGAAAUCCAAAAGGGAAGAAAACUGAAGGUGUCACCAUCACUAUACAUUCAGAACCGGGUGUGGUGAAUGUGGUAACUGUACCACGAAAUGUUAAUCCAGAGAGAACAAGCAAAAAGCCUGCAAAAAAUGGGAAGGAUGAUAAGUUUUGGGAUAAAAUUGAAAAAGAACAGAUGAAUAAUCAGAUAAAGAACAUGCAGAUUCACGGUGUUAAAAAUAACAAAAACCAGCUGCAGAAAGGAGGACAAACGAAACAGAGUAAGCAACCCCAACAGUCAAAAGGGUCUCAAGAUCAAACCAUGCGAUAUUACAAUGGGUAUCCUGGUUAUGGUAGUGGAGGUGGAGGAAGUAGCAGCAUGAUGAAUCCAAGGAAGUCUGUGAAGUCUAAGGUGGUGGAGAGUGAUGAUGAUGUGUACUAUGAUGGUGUGGAUGUGAAUGAGCACGUUAUAUAGUUGUAUUAAAAAUAUGAUUCAACUAUUCAAGUAAAAACUAUUUUUGCAUUUUAAAUCCCGGUUAAAUAUCACAUUCUCUCCCUUUAACCGGAUUUGGAUAUGUAUAGAGCUUGAUCACUCCAAGUUUACCGUGCAUGUGGAGCUUGCCAACGCCUAGUAAGUAUGUCUGCAGUUUGCUCUUUUGUGGAAAA
Messenger RNA from Lactuca sativa (garden lettuce), 1680 nucleotides. RefSeq names its product putative serine/threonine-protein kinase PBL23. Gene Ontology annotation, biological process: protein autophosphorylation. NCBI's taxonomy places the organism in Eukaryota, Viridiplantae, Streptophyta, Magnoliopsida, Asterales, Asteraceae. The record is from RefSeq and is a predicted model, not a curated record. Gene Ontology annotation, molecular function: transmembrane receptor protein tyrosine kinase activity; ATP binding. Gene Ontology annotation, cellular component: plasmodesma; plasma membrane.